UUCGCACGCAGCUCUCUGUCGGAGCGACGUGAUAUGAGUGACGUGCAGUGAUCGUGCUGGGAUGGGACUCGAGUGACCGGAGAGAUGGCCGCGCGCUCUCCGGAGCCGGGCGACGACCGACCAUGUGCCGAGUCAUAGAUUGGUCCGCUCCCGGUCGGCGCACGAGCCGCGGCGGAGAGAGGGCCGCGGGCUCGCCGAGUUGACGUCAUGCUCAUCGCUUCCAACCACUCAGCCAACCUCUCAGACCUGGCCCUCGGCCCCGACCUCCCCGAGAGCCCCUUCAGCCUCGCGCAGAAGAUCGUGAUCGCGAUCAUCGCCAGCGUGCUGUCCGUGCUCACCGUGGUCGGCAACUCCAUGGUCAUGAUCUCCUUCAAGAUCGACAAGCAGCUGCAGACCAUCAGCAACUACUUCCUGUUCUCGCUGGCCGUCGCGGACUUCGCCGUGGGCCUGAUCUCCAUGCCGCUGUUCACCAUGUUCACCAUCUACGGCUACUGGCCGCUCGGCCCGCACGUCUGCGACACCUGGCUCGCUUUAGACUACCUAGCCUCCAACGCAUCGGUCCUCAACCUUUUGAUAAUAAGUUUUGAUAGAUAUUUUAGUGUCACUAGACCGCUCACGUACAGAGCGAAAAGGACUACACGGCGCGCCACUGUGAUGAUAGGCGGCGCGUGGGGGUUCAGCUUGAUACUGUGGCCGCCGUGGAUCUACGCGUGGCCGUACAUCGACGGCGAGAGGAAAGUACCCGAGCACGAGUGCUACAUACAGUUCAUAGAGACGAAUCAGUUUAUUACGUUUGGGACGGCCAUCGCCGCGUUUUAUGUGCCAGUGACAGUUAUGUGUUUUUUGUACUAUAAGAUUUGGAGGGAGACUAAGAAAAGACAGAAGGACUUACCUAACUUGCAGGGGGGGAAGAAGCACGAUUCGUCGAAGAGGUCCAAUUCCAGUGACGAGACGCGGGAAGUGGACGGGCGAGCGCGCUCGGAGUCGGGGGAUGCUGACUCCGUGUACCACGUCCGCGGUGCGCUGCAUGAUACACGGUGGAGAGAACAUCAGGCCACAACCCGUCAACCGAAGCGUGGCUGGGCAGCGGUGCGGGCGUGGUGCGUGGCGUGGUGGCACUCCGGCCGCGAGGACGUGGAGGACACGGAGCCCGAGGAGGAGCCUUCCGACCCGGGGUACGCCACGCCCGUCUCCGUCGAGACGCCGCUGCAGAGCUCUGUGUCCAGGUGUACAUCUCUAAAUGUUAUUAGAGACCCAUACGCUGGUCGCGGCGGAUCUGGUGGUUCCAGUGUAGCCGAUGGAGGUACGUCACCUCUUCGUCGAAACUAUGAACCACCAGUGCCCAUACCCGCAGCCAGGGACAGCCGCUCUCUUCCCCCCAACACUAGAAUAAACGCCGCUACCUCACCCGCACCUAAAUCAGCCUCAGCUGAUUCAGUUUACACUAUCCUAAUCAGACUGCCAGACGCUGACACAGAAAGGCCUAGUAUUAAAAUGAUCACAGAAGAAUCACCACCGACAAAUGCACGAACGCAUUACCGACCACCAGCCCGAGGAGACUCCGAACUAAACCUUCAUCCAGCAGGACAUGCAGCUCUAACAAGAAGAACCUCACACAUACAAGACGUAAGAAUACCGCUCAACGCUAAAAUAAUCCCGAAGCAGUUAGCCGGAAAAGGGAUAACUUCGAAGCAACCGAAGAAAAAGAAGACUCAGGAGAAGAAACAAGAAACGAAAGCGGCGAAAACUCUUUCCGCAAUCCUCCUCUCCUUCAUCAUCACGUGGACGCCGUAUAACAUCCUCGUGCUCCUAAAACCUUUUACUGCUCGCACGAACUUUGUCCCGGACGAGCUUUGGUCUUUUUUCUACGCCCUGUGUUACAUCAACUCCACGAUAAACCCUGUUUGCUAUGCGCUGUGCAACGCGACGUUUAGAAGAACGUAUGUUAGAAUUUUGACUUGUAAGUGGCAUAACAGGAAUAGGGAAGCUAUGACUAGAGGAGUGUAUAAUUAGUGGUACGGAUUUUGCUAUUGUUUUUAAUUGAGUGGAUGUUAAAGAGUCGCUAAUAAAACACUUUUGUGCCAAAAUAGCAAUUGCCCAAUUUUGGUACAAAGGGUCAAUGGUGUUUUUGCCAAGUUAAGAUUCAUUUUUUCAAUAAAACGAAUUCCAAAACACUUUAAAAAACUUUUGUUUUUAAAUAAUUUUUAAUCGACAGUUAAGGAAAGACAGUUAAGGAAAGAUGAAAUCUUCCUCAUUUAAAAGGAAUCUGUAGAAAAUCCUACAAAUAAAACUAAAGCUAGAACAGGCUAUACUCUGCGAGAUCGUAAUGCAAAAUGGCGUUUUAAAACGUAAAUUGCUUUUUCGCGUGUCGAACGACUUAACUUGGUAGAAGCUCCAUUAGUGUACUCCUAUUUUCGUUCCUUUCAGUGGUUCUAAGUACCUUUAAAGUGUUCUGAAACCACUCUCCUUCCAGUAUUUUUAUAUCCUGGACUUAUUUUAAAUCUCGAAGCAAUCUGUUUAAUUUCGUUAGUGAGUUGUCGUCCCGUCCAAGAAGAAAUUAAUUUGUAUUUGUAUAUUCGUUGGUAUUUGUAGUAUCCAUAUGGGUUUGUUUCCAAAUUAGAUUAUUUUAACCUCCAAUCUUCUGUUGUAAGAAGAUCAGUGUUGAAAUCAAGGGUAACAAAAAAGCCAAAUAAGAGUGAGUAAUGUGUAGUUUAGUGAAAUCGAAUCUAUGAAUAAUUUCCUCGUAAACAUAAUCCUAGUGUUUGCGAUAUUUCGAUUUAAGUGAUCUCUCUAGUCAAACAUUUUCUAAGAAGUGUUCUGGUAAUGCGUGAGCUUGUAGGGAUAAAUUCGACGAAUUUAGAGCAUGAGAAUUUUUAUUCCUUUCUUGCAUUCCAUUUUUCUUGUCAUUGUUAAUGUAGUGGUAAUCUUAUUUGCAAUCUACAUAUUUAUUGUCACUAACUGAAUAACGAUUGUCGUCACAAUGAUCUAUGAAUAAGUAUAUGUUAACGACCAACGUGCUACUUAUUAUCUCUAUAUAAAGUAUGUGUUGUAAUAUAAUCGUGUUGUAUAUAACACUUUUUUGUUCGUGGUGAAUUUUUUCAAAAGAGAGACUUUCAGCUUUGAAUUUUCAAAGUCUAGAUGUCUGUAGUUGAUGCAUUAGUUAUAAAAAUUAUUGGAAUCCUAAGCAAUAUAAAUUGUACAAUUUUGUUGUGGCGUAUUUAUAUAUAAGUGUUGGAUCGAAUUGUUUCAUUGGCGUCAUGAAAUUUUAGACAAGAGGAAAAAUGAUUUUGAACACAAGCCCAUUUUCAUACGGUUUGAUAUGGACUAGUGAAAUUUGGUCAAAUACCUGUCCCCUUCAUGAUAGUUGUGAUUAUAAUUCUUGUUAAAAUUACCAUGGUUAUUAUAUUGAAUUUAUGAUAUUCAUGCUGGAACAGUGUAUUUUAGCCACUAGUGAAUUUUGAGAGUGUUAGCCAAUCAGAGGUAAUUGCGAUAGUCAAACAACUGUUUAGCUGUCAAACAAUGACAGUAAGCCUACCGCAUCGAACUACGAGUACCUACAUAAAUACGGGGAAACAAUGCAUGUGGCAUAGUGAACAAAGCUUUAAUCCGCCAAAACAAACGAAUUUCUUUGAUACAAUGUCCAGCACGCAAUAGCUCCGCCCGCCCUAUACUAAACAUGCAGGAAAAUCAAGCAAAUAAACACAUAAUACGCAUCACCACCACACAACACCACACAAAUCUAAAAUACACUCAACCAUCAACGUAGGUUUCACUCCGACACCGGAGCAUUCUGAGAAUAUGUAGACUCUACAGUGCACAAUUGCAAGAUUUGUUUUGGUGGAUUGUAGCGAAUUAAGCUUGUUGUUUCUUGUAUACCUAUCAUACCGCAUACUAACGCCAGCUGUAGCCUACAAAAAUGGAAUGCGCUUUAGUGUCAACCUAUCAUUUAUAGCAUGGGUUAGGAAAUCGCACGCACUCGGAAAUCUUUUCCUAUCUUAUCGACCAAUGAAAAUAAUGAAAAUGAGCUUUUAUUCAAUAAUCAAUAUUGUCUAUAAAUUAUUAUUUUUUUGUAUAUUUUUGAUUUUCUAGUUCAUAACUUAUUCAUAACUUAUUGUUUAAUUUAGUCUGGUUUUCUUCGUACACUGAUUGUUGAUGCUAACCUGUCAGUACGUACGCUAUUAGGUGCAAGGCACACUGGCAAGUGGCAUCGGAGAGGCGUGAGGUCUUUGUCGAUAACAUCUCAAACUAAGCUUUAUUUACUUUGAUAUUAU
Messenger RNA from Maniola jurtina (meadow brown), 4271 nucleotides. RefSeq names its product muscarinic acetylcholine receptor DM1 (gene mAChR-A). Gene Ontology annotation, cellular component: dendrite; synapse; plasma membrane. Gene Ontology annotation, molecular function: G protein-coupled serotonin receptor activity; G protein-coupled acetylcholine receptor activity. Bases 208 to 2013 code for a protein of 601 amino acids. The record is from RefSeq and is a predicted model, not a curated record. The transcript has 5 exons. Gene Ontology annotation, biological process: adenylate cyclase-inhibiting G protein-coupled acetylcholine receptor signaling pathway; G protein-coupled receptor signaling pathway, coupled to cyclic nucleotide second messenger; chemical synaptic transmission. NCBI's taxonomy places the organism in Eukaryota, Metazoa, Arthropoda, Insecta, Lepidoptera, Nymphalidae.